Molecule: messenger RNA, 1104 nt
Organism: Lachancea meyersii CBS 8951
Lineage: Eukaryota; Fungi; Ascomycota; Saccharomycetes; Saccharomycetales; Saccharomycetaceae
Source: the annotation of a GenBank genome assembly
AUGCAAACUGUCGACCGUUCUCAGUUUCCAAAACUGAAAAAUGACCUGAUUAUACGGGCAGCCCUGGGAGAAAAGGUAGAGAGACCACCCUGCUGGAUUAUGCGUCAGGCUGGGCGUUACUUACCAGAAUACCAUGAAGUUAAAGAUGGUAGAGACUUUUUCGAAACUUGUCAAGACCCGGAAAUUGCUAGCGAAAUCACUAUCCAGCCUGUGAGGCGUUAUGCGGGUCUCUUAGACGCAGCAAUCAUUUUUAGCGACAUCUUAGUGAUUCCACAAGCUUUGGGAAUGAAGGUCGAAAUGGUCGAGGGCAAGGGACCUCACUUCCCUGAGCCUCUCAGAACCGAACAGGACAUGCAAAAAGUCCUGGACUACCACACUGACGUGCUCGACGAGUUGGCCUGGGCUUUCAAGGCCAUCACGAUGACCAGAAAUAGGCUCGAUGGCCAAGUGCCACUUCUGGGCUUCUGCGGUGGACCCUGGACGCUACUAGUCUACAUGACUGAAGGCGGAGGGUCGCGAUUGUUCAGGUUUGCUAAACAAUGGAUCAAUGAGUUUCCAGAUCUGAGCCAUAAGUUGCUGCAGAAAAUUACCGACGUGGCUGUUGAGUUUUUGGCCCAGCAAGUUGUUGCUGGAGCUCAAAUGCUUCAAGUCUUUGAGAGCUGGGGAGGUGAGUUGGGCUCUCAUGACUUUGACGAGUUUUCUUUGCCUUACAUUAGGCAAAUCAGUCAGAGACUGCCUCUGCGUCUGAAGGAGCUUGGAAUCGGGGAAAGAAUUCCAAUCACUAUUUUUGCCAAGGGAUCCUGGUAUGCCUUGGACAAGCUAUGCGAUUCGGGCUACAACGCUGUGUCUCUAGACUGGUCCUGGGACCCUAAAGAUGCAGUGAAGAUUAAUGCUGGUCGUGUCACUUUGCAAGGUAAUCUUGACCCUGGUGUGAUAUACGGCACUGACGAAAUCAUAAGCAAGAAAGUCGAGGAAAUGAUCACCGGCUUCGGUGGUGGGAAAUCCAACUACAUCGUUAAUUUCGGCCAUGGCACCCAUCCGUUCAUGGACCCAGAAAAGAUCAAGUUUUUCCUACAAGAGUGCCAUAGAGUGGGAAGCAUGUAA